AACCAGACUCCAGGUGUCCUAUAGAGUCUGUCGUCGCAACCUUAUCUCCUCAUUCUCUCGUUACAGAACAACCCAACUCCCCCUAGGACACGCCGCUGCUGCCGCCGGGAUUCUCUCCUCCACGCAUCUCCCGCACACCCGCACCACCUCCGCACGCCAGCGGAUUCCGCGCUCCACCGGCGGCCGCCAGCGCUCCAGCUUCGACAGCCACUAUCGGCCCCUUUUUCUGGUUUUUCAGAUCAGAUUGGCUCCGUCACUCCUCCCGCUCGAGGCCGCCGUCGCAGCUCGAGCCUCGAGCACCGCCGUCGCUGCACCCCCCUUCACCUCCAAAUCAGACACGGGUCGGUCUCGCGCGCGAGCAGGCGCCGCCCACGGCCCGCAGCCCCUGAGCAACAUGUCAACGCCCACGGCCCACCGCGUUGUCGAGCGUCUCCGGCAAAGUCGCGCCGUCGCAGAUAGAGAGGACCAUGGCCGCCUGAAGCCCGAGCGCCGCCGGCGUCCAGACCCCUCCACGCCAUCCCCAUCUCGCCGAAGACCUGCAUCAAGUCUCCCAUCCAGCGCCCGCGCCACCCUUCGGCCCCCGCCCCGCAGCUCUACACCACGAGUGCUUCGGUCGCCUCGCGACCCGCCGGUGUCCAGACCCCCUCCACAUCAUCCCCAUCUCGCAGAAGACCUGCAUAAAGUCCCGUCCAGCGCCCGUGCCACCCAUCGCCCUCGCCCCGCUGCUCUGCUAUUCGAGCGCUUCAACCGCCUCGUGCCCGAAGCAGAGGAGAGGAGCUCCCUGCCACGAGCCUCUCCAGCGCCGGCAGCACUUCAGCCGCCUCGUGCCCGAAGCAGAGGUGAGGAGCUCCCCCUGCCACGAGCCUCUCCAGCGCCGGCAAACCAGCAGGGCGCCCCUUCCUUGGCUCCUACGGCGUGGACACCGGCGGCAAGCUGCGGCCCCGGCGAUGGGAACGCAAAUGGAUAGCGGCGGUGGUUCCCGGUGGUGAAGUUUAAUAAAGGAUCGGGGGUAGAAUUGUAACUAACGCAGGGGUGUUUUUACGAAUAUGAAGCAUUUUUUUAGAUACCCACUUAAAACAGUACUUUGGGUUGAAUAACUAAAAUAGUAGGGGGUUUUCUGCAAAAACGGCGACGACGUACGACCAGAAGCACUCGGUGCUUUAUUAGUAGGUAGAGACUAGUACAAAUGCCCGUGCGUUGCACCGGGUGAUAAAAGUGGUAGAACCUACUUGAUGGUUCAUUUUUCGUCAUAUUUUAUAUCCAAUUUUAAUAAAUGUUGAACGUGGAAA
This is a messenger RNA of Triticum aestivum (bread wheat), 1289 nucleotides long. Its product is annotated as serine/arginine repetitive matrix protein 1. The transcript has 2 exons. Lineage: Eukaryota; Viridiplantae; Streptophyta; Magnoliopsida; Poales; Poaceae. The record is from RefSeq and is a predicted model, not a curated record. The coding region runs from base 395 to 967 and encodes 190 amino acids.